AUGCUGGAUGGAUUGCCGAAGGGUAUUACAUUCGAUGGUCAAGUCGGAGAUUUCCUUCCAACAGGAGUCUUUGUCCACGUCUUCAGACACCCGAACGAGAAGCCGCUGUUGGGCUUUCUCCCCCGGUUCCUGUUUGCGCCAGGAUUUGAGCGCAUCGCCAUGCGGGGUCUGAGAAUCCAGGUCCAGAAGAAGGGCUUCGACCCCCAGAAAGGUUUGCUUCUGACUAUGCAGACCUAA
This is a messenger RNA of Symbiodinium natans, 237 nucleotides long. NCBI's taxonomy places the organism in Eukaryota, Dinophyceae, Suessiales, Symbiodiniaceae. The record is from the annotation of a GenBank genome assembly.